AUGCAAAAUAUUCCUCUCACCUUUGGAGGCUUGCUGUCAGAAUUAUUAAUCCAUCCUUGCAGCCCCAUUCUGAAGAGCAGACACAGCCUAACAUCAUUGUCAUUUUAUAGCAUUUUACUAUGGGUAGUGUUGGGGGUAUUGAUGUCUCCAUGUUGUGUUCAGUGUCUGACCUUUAAAGUGGGGGUGCUUGGACCUUGGAACUGUGACCCCGUCUUCCCAAAAGCCUUUCCUGGUUUGGCAGCCAGGCUGGCAGUUGCUCGGAUAAAUCAGGACCAAAGUUUAGAUUUAGGCUGCAAUGUUGACUUUGUGAUCCUCCAAGAGGCUUGUGAAACUUCCAAAGCUCUGACUAAAUUUGUGCAGUAUGAGAACCUGGUUCAGGCCUUUGUUGGUCCAUCAAAUCCUGGGUUCUGCAAUGCAGCCGCACUCUUGGGCAAAAACUGGAAUAAGGCCAUUGUCUCCUGGGCCUGUGUUAACUAUGAGCUGGAUAGGAUCCAGAGCUACCCAACCUUUGCCCGGUCUCUGCCUUCCACAACACGGGUGCUCUUCAGUGUGUUGAAGCACUUCAAGUGGGCCAGCAUUGGUAUUGUUUCCUCCAAUGAGGACAUAUGGGUGGACACCGCCAGCAAAGUGGCCACCUCUCUGAGAAGUCAGGGACUUCCUGUGGGCAUCGUGACAACCAUGGGAGACAAUGACACAGAGACAGAAAUGACACUAAGGAAAAUCCAGCAGGCUGGAAAUAUAAAAGUCAUUAUCAUGUGCAUGCAUUCCUUGCUGAUUGGUGGAGAGCAACAGGCUGAUUUCCUGCUGAAGGCCCACGAGGUUGGACUAACGAAUGGGAGGUACGUCUUCGUGCCAUAUGAUGCCCUGCUUUACAGCCUCCCCUACAAAAACGUCUCCUAUGCCCCUCUGAAGGACGACAGCAAGCUUCGGCAAGCAUACGACGCUGUGCUGACCAUCACCGUGGAGUCCGAACUGAUGUCAUUCAAUGAGGCCUACAAUAUGGCCAAGAGCCUUGGUGAAAUCCCUACACCAACUAACCCAGAACAGGUGUCACCUUUGUUUGGAACAAUCUACAAUGGGAUCUAUUUCAUUGCUAAAGCCAUGCACAACUCUAGAAGGGCUGGCCAGUGGCUAUCUGGGACCAACUUGGUGUCCUUCACAGCGAACCUGACUUUCAAUGGCUUCAACCAGAGGAUCAAAACAGACGGCUUGGGGAGUGGGCUGACCAAUUAUGUGAUCUUGGACACAGAUGGACAAGGAAGCCAGCUCCACCGUGUCUACCACGUGGACAUGAGCACUGACACGUUGCACUUUGCCGGCCGGUCCAUUCAUUUCCCAGGAGGGACCCUGCCUCCAGCUGACCCCAGCUGCUGGUUUGAGCCCAAUGCCAUCUGUACUGGAGGUGUACAGCUAACGUAUGUCAUUCUGGUGUUUAUGUUCAUCUUUGUCCUGGUUGUUGGCAGCAUGGGCUUGACUUUUCUGAUAAGGAAGCGAAUUCAGGAGAUCCAGCUGGAGAAAGGGCCAAAUCGGAUCAUCCUAACUUUGGAGGACCUCACCUUCAUAGAUCCACAGCUCAGCAAGAAGAAAAUAACAUUGGAAGACCUCAGCCAGUCCAUAAGUGCUGCAGAUGAGAAGAGUGUGAAGUCUGCAGAUGCAGAGAGUUCUGGAACAAUAACGCAUGAGACUUCAAAUGUUGCCAUCUAUGAGGGUGACUGGGUGUGGUUAAAAAAGUUCCAAGAGGGACAGUUCAAGGAAGUUAAACCAAGCACCACAAAGAUUUUUGCGCAGAUGAAGGAUCUUCGCAACGAGAACGUCAACCUUUUCCUGGGCUUCUUUGUGGACGGUGACAUGUUUGCAGUGGUGACGGAGCAUUGCUCCCGGGGGAGUCUCCACGACCUGCUGCGGAACGACGAUGUCAAGCUGGACUGGAUGUUCAAGUCCUCCCUCGUCCUCGACCUCAUCAAGGGCAUGAGGUACUUGCAUCACCGUGAGUUCCCUCAUGGGCGUCUGAAGUCUCAGAACUGUGUGGUGGAUGGACGCUUUGUACUGAAAAUCACAGACUAUGGCUUCAAUGAGCUUCUGGAAUCCCAGAAAGCCCCACAAGAUACACCUCCUCCUGAAGACCUGUUCUGGACAGCUCCCGAGAUCCUUCGGGACAUGGACAACUUGCGGAAAGGGACGUACAAAGGAGAUGUGUACAGCUUUUCCAUCAUACUGCAGGAAGUGGUUGUCAGAGGACCCCCUUACUGCAUGCUGGGCCUGCCCGCAGAAGAGAUCAUCAGGAAGGUGAGGAAGCCACCGCCCAUGUGCAGGCCCACAGUGGCCCCGGACCAGGCCCCCAUGGAGUGCAUCCAGCUGAUGAAGCAGUGCUGGAGUGAGCAGCCUGAGCGGAGGCCAACGUUCGAGGAGGUCUUUGACCGUUUCAAACUCAUCAACAAAGGCAAGAAGACCAACAUCAUUGACUCCAUGCUGCGCAUGCUGGAGCAGUACUCCAGUAACCUGGAGGAGCUGAUCCGAGAGCGGACGGAGGAGCUGGAGGUGGAGAAGCAGAGGACGGAGAAGCUUCUUGCUGAAAUGCUGCCCCCCUCUGUUGCAGAAGCCCUGAAGACAGGGGCUACAGUGGAGCCAGAGUAUUUUGACCAGGUCACCAUCUACUUCAGCGACAUUGUGGGCUUCGCCACUAUCUCCUCCCUCAGUGAUCCCAUCGAGGUGGUCGACCUCCUCAACGACCUCUAUACACUCUUUGAUGCUGUACUGUGCAACCACGAUGUCUAUAAAGUUGAGACUAUUGGAGAUGCCUACAUGGUAGCCUCGGGUCUGCCAAAGAAGAACGGCAACAAACAUGCGGCAGAGAUCGCCAACAUGUCCCUCAACCUGCUCAGCUCCGUCGGAAGCUUCCAGAUGCGCCACAUGCCAGACGUGCCAGUCAGGAUCCGAAUUGGCAUACACUCAGGGCCAUGUGUUGCCGGGGUUGUGGGUCUGACCAUGCCCCGGUACUGCCUGUUUGGAGACACAGUCAACACCGCCUCACGAAUGGAAUCCACCGGGUUGCCUUAUAGAAUUCAUGUGAAUAUAUCCACUGUGAAGAUCCUUCGAUCUUUGAAUGAGGGGUACCAGAUAGAUGUCAGGGGCAAAACUGAGUUGAAGGGUAAAGGUAUUGAAGAAACGUACUGGCUUGUGGGGAAAGCAAACUUCACGAAGCCUCUGCCAAAACCACCAGAGAUAAAACCAGGAGACAACUGGCAGGAAAUGGUGACCGAGGAAAUCAAGUCGAUCUUCCGAAAAGCCAAAAGGCAAGUGGACAAGCCCAAAAUCUGAAAGGAAGAGAAGCAGAAAUUGAAAAAAUGGGAGAGCCAGCUGCAGGAGAGAUGGACAG
Molecule: messenger RNA, 3376 nt
Organism: Megalops cyprinoides (Indo-Pacific tarpon)
Lineage: Eukaryota; Metazoa; Chordata; Actinopteri; Elopiformes; Megalopidae
Product: retinal guanylyl cyclase 2-like
Exons: 18
Coding region: 1-3318 (1105 amino acids)
Biological process (GO): protein phosphorylation; intracellular signal transduction; cGMP biosynthetic process
Molecular function (GO): peptide receptor activity; protein kinase activity; guanylate cyclase activity
Source: RefSeq, a predicted model, not a curated record